AUGGCCAUGCGUCUCCGCUGGGCCUCCCUUCGCGGCUCCCGCUACCCCCUCCUUCCGGCCACUGCCUCUUCUGGCCCUCAGGUCUCUGCUGGACCUCCCUUCCCACCUCCCGCUGCCCCCUCAUUUCGGCCGCUGCCUCCUCAGGCACUGUACUUCUCCCUGCUGCCAAAUCCAUCCAGAGGCACUACUCCGCCGAGCCUUGCCUACCAUAAUCCAUCGAUUCCACCUCCUGGUGUUAGCUCUACGACUGCACUGGCUCCCGGCGUCGCCUCUGCUACCGGUGGCAUUGCGGUUCUAGAGUUUGUACUGCACAUGCAGCCAAUGAUGUCGUAUCAGGUUCCUCUCAGCCAUCCCGCCAUCCCAACCCAGGGACCACCCUACGCGAUGCCAAACUGUUACGUCGCCAUCCUAGGUACUCCUCAAACGGCUGUACCUCCUGCUGGUGGGUUUUGUUGCUUCCAUAGUUCAACCAUUUAUUAUUGUUAA
Molecule: messenger RNA, 486 nt
Organism: Arachis ipaensis
Lineage: Eukaryota; Viridiplantae; Streptophyta; Magnoliopsida; Fabales; Fabaceae
Source: RefSeq, a predicted model, not a curated record